AUGGCAGCGAAAAUGCAUGAACUUCUACAUGAGUGUGAGAUCAAGAGCGAGUUCGAAUAUUUGAGCAUCGACGCAACAGUAAAGUGCAUGAUGAAGAUUUUGGGCGAGGCACGAUUCAACCAGAGCCAGGAGGAUCGGGAAGCGGCUGCGAUAGACGACAUGAACUCCGUGUACAAGCUCCUGACUGUGCGUGGACGGAGCAAUGCGGUGUUAGCACUGCGGAAGCAUCGGCCCUCAUCGCCGACGCAUUGUCCUCUUCGUUUUCCAAUUCUCAGCGGUGGCAAGUCUCUUUCUCUGGACGCAAUGCACAUCGUAAUGGUAUACGAGCAGAAUCACAACAACAGGAGCACAAAGGGCAGCAGGUGGUUGGCAACCGUGAUGAACAAAUUCAGAAAUGUUAUGCCAGAUUGCAGUGCGCAGUCCUGGGGACCUAUGUACACUGGCGUCGAGCAAAUUUCCUACACAGCCGAAGAGAAACGUUUGAGUGCCUUGAUUGUCAACAAAGACAUGUCCGAGAUCGAAGCAAAAGCUGUUCUGGAAGGAAUGGACCCAGAUGUGCCUUAUCGAACAGAAACGCAGUUCUUGGAAUCCGUGGCAGCUAUUUGUUCGCUUUUCGCCGAUGAAAUGACCAAGACGACGUUUGCUGGACCGACGUUGCAUCGCUUGCUGGUCAAUCUUACCACUCCGGCCAAGAUUCAAUGGCUCUUCAAUGACACCAGGUAUCGUCAUGCAUGCAAGAUGUCGCAGAUAUGUUUGCUUCCAAGCGGCACUACAUCGAAUGAGUCUUUACACCAUGAGAUCAACAGCUGGUUCCGCGAGAUU
Messenger RNA from Symbiodinium sp. CCMP2456, 822 nucleotides. Lineage: Eukaryota; Dinophyceae; Suessiales; Symbiodiniaceae. The record is from the annotation of a GenBank genome assembly.